AUGAAGCUCGCUUUCUCUACUGCAUUCUUUACUGCUCUCCUCGCAGCUGCGGUUCCCGCCUCUAAACGCGACAUCUUCGACCCCCCUAUUUUGUCCCCAACCACGAGCACUACAUGGCUCGUCGGGAUGACUCAAACUGUCUCUUGGGACACUUUCAACCCUCCUGAACUAAUCACCGGUCGUAACUACAGCAGCAUUAGGCUGAACAAGGUCGGCUUGUUCUUGCCAUUUGUUUUUGCGGACGAGUUUGAUAUCAUGUUGGGAAGGUUCGAGAUCAAGGUUCCUCUCGUAGCUGAAGGAGAUGAUUACGCCUUUGUCCUCUUUGGUGACUCCAGAAAUGUGGGCAAGGAAUUCAGCAUCAAGGGUGGGCCUGCCAACUAA
Molecule: messenger RNA, 381 nt
Organism: Desarmillaria tabescens
Lineage: Eukaryota; Fungi; Basidiomycota; Agaricomycetes; Agaricales; Physalacriaceae
Exons: 3
Coding region: 1-381 (126 amino acids)
Source: RefSeq, a predicted model, not a curated record